Cottoperca gobio is the source of this 5250-nucleotide messenger RNA. RefSeq names its product potassium voltage-gated channel, subfamily H (eag-related), member 4b (gene kcnh4b). Gene Ontology annotation, cellular component: plasma membrane. Gene Ontology annotation, molecular function: voltage-gated potassium channel activity. The transcript is spliced from 16 exons. NCBI's taxonomy places the organism in Eukaryota, Metazoa, Chordata, Actinopteri, Perciformes, Bovichtidae. Gene Ontology annotation, biological process: regulation of membrane potential; potassium ion transmembrane transport. The record is from RefSeq and is a predicted model, not a curated record. Bases 621 to 4232 code for a protein of 1203 amino acids.
UGGAUGGUAGCAGGAGAAAGAAAGAGAGAGAGAGAGAGAGAAAGCCCAAGAAGAUGCAACUACUGUGGCACAGCAUCCUGACAGAGCACUAAGCUGAGAGAUGCAAGCGGUGUAGACAUACAUGCUCUGUCAUUUUUGUCUUGCAGAUUUCUGGCCCUCCUAUAGAUGGAAGAAGCAGUGCACUUAAAGGAUAACUUCCACCACGUUGCUGCGGGAAUGAGCCCCUUGGCUGAGACGUGCAGACAAGCAACAGCUGGGCUGACUGAUCUGAAGCUCUUUGGAUGUCAGCGUCACCUGGACUUGAUCUCCCCUUGCUGAUUGAGCAGCUGCUGGUGAUUGCUACUCUUAAUUUCUACUUAUUUAGGCUACCCACACCUGAACCCUCUGCAUUGUUGGAGUGAGCUAUUCUAGUCUUCCCAGACUGCACUGUUGUCUUCGGGAGAGGCAUCGCUUGGAGAAGGGUGGCCGCUUUUACUGUAAAUGAGUGUCCCUGCAACCGGCGCUGGACUGUCACCCUUAAAGUCUCCUGCACCUGCUGAGAGCUCCUGGAAGCCGCCUGCCGUGCCUCUGGGAUGGUGUGACCGCCAGCCAGCUUUUGGCCGUCCCACAUUUGGGUCAAGAUGCCAGUGAUGAAGGGCCUCCUGGCCCCACAGAACACCUUUCUGGACACCAUCGCCACGCGCUUCGAUGGCACCCACAGUAAUUUCCUGUUGGGUAACGCCCAAGGACACCGCGGCUACCCCAUCGUCUACUGCUCGGACGGCUUCUGCGAACUGACGGGUUUCACGAGAACUGAGGUGAUGCAGAAGAACUGUAACUGUCACUUCCUGUACGGAGUGGACACCUGCGAGCACGUGGCCCAGCAGAUGGAGAAGGCUCUGGAGGGCCGAGAGGAGUACCAGGCUGAGGUCCACUUCUACAAGAAGAAUGGAGUGGCCUUCUGGUGUCUGCUAGACAUCGUGCCCAUAAAGAACGAGAAGGGCGAAAUGGUUCUCUUCCUCUUCUCAUUCAAGGACAUCACUGACACCUAUGGAAGGGUCCACCACAACAGCAAGAAGGAAGUUUCAGACGACAAGAGGCGCAGGAGGAAGAGCAGCUCUCACUUCAGCGAGGCCAGGAAGCGUGGACGCACCAUGUUGUACCAUCUGACCAGCCAGUUCUCGAGGGGAGGAAAAAGGGAGGUCAACCUUCGUGGCGGCAUGAUUGAAAAGCCUUCGAUACCGGAGUAUAAGGUGGCAGCAGUGCAAAAGUCACGCUUCAUUCUGCUCCACUACAGUGUGUCCAAAGCCCUGUGGGACUGGCUGAUUCUGCUGGCCACCUUCUAUGUGGCCGUCACCGUGCCCUACAACGUCAGCUUCACGCCAUACGAUGACACCGUCACAGCUGGGCGCUCCACCAUUGUCAGCGACAUUGUAGUGGAAAUGCUCUUUAUUAUAGACAUUAUCCUGAACUUCCGCACCACCUAUGUGAGCCAGUCAGGGCAGGUGGUGUAUGAGGCGCGCUCCAUUUGGAUUCAUUACGCCACCAGCUGGUUCUUUGUGGACCUGGUGGCUGCCCUGCCCUUUGACCUGCUGUAUGCCUUCAACAUCACAGUGACCUCCCUUGUCCACCUGCUUAAAACUGUGCGUCUGCUGCGCCUCCUUCGUCUGCUUCAGAAGCUGGAUCGAUACUCCCAGUACAGCGCCAUGGUGCUGACCUUACUCAUGUCUGUGUUUGCCCUGCUGGCACACUGGAUGGCCUGCAUCUGGUACAUGAUUGGACGAAAGGAGAUAGCGACCAAUGAGACCUGGGACAUUGGGUGGCUUCAUGAGUUGGGCAAACGUCUGGAGACGCCCUACAUCAACAGCACGGUGGGCGGCCCGACGGUGCGCAGCUCCUACAUCGCUGCCCUUUACUUUACCCUCAGCAGCCUGACCAGUGUGGGCUUCGGCAAUGUCUGUGCCAACACCGAUGCUGAGAAGAUCUUCUCCAUCUGCACCAUGCUCAUUGGCGCGCUGAUGCACGCCCUUGUCUUUGGUAACGUGACGGCCAUCAUCCAGCGUAUGUACUCACGGCGCUCGCUCUACCACACACGCAUGAAGGACCUGAAGGACUUCAUCCGUGUCCACCGUUUGCCCCAGCAGAUCAAACAGCGCAUGUUGGAAUACUUCCAGACCACAUGGUCCGUUAACAAUGGUAUAGAUGCCAACGAGCUCCUGCACGACUUCCCUGAUGAGCUGCGGGCCGACAUCGCCAUGCAUCUGAAUAAGGACAUCCUCCAGCUGCCGGUCUUUAAGGGGGCCAGUCGUGGCUGCCUGCGCUCGCUCUCCCUCCAUAUAAAAACCUCAUUCUGCGUCCCCGGGGAGUACCUCAUUCGUCAGGGUGACGCGCUGCAUGCCAACUACUUUGUCUGCUCCGGGUCCCUGGAGGUGCUGAAAGACAGCAUGGUGCUGGCAAUAUUAGGAAAAGGGGACCUGAUCGGUUCUGACCUGCCUGGACCAGACCAGGUGAUCAAGACCAACGCUGAUGUGAAGGCGCUGACCUAUUGUGACCUCCAGUAUAUCAAUGUGCGCGGUCUAAGGGAGGUGCUUGACCUCUACCCCGAGUACGCCAGUGUGUUCGCCUCCGACAUCCACAACAACCUUACCUACAACCUGCGUGAGGGCAGCCAGGACGAGGGCCUCAGCAGGUUCUCAAGGUCACCCAGGCUUCACCACGAAUCCAAGCUCCCGUCUAUCGUGGAAACAAAAGGGGCCGACCCUGACGACUCCUUCCACCUCUCUCCUGCUACCCGCUCCCGUCGCAACCUCCUGCUGCCUAGCUUCAGCAGCCCUGUUCGCCGUACCUCCCUGGGGAACCUCCUGGGGGAUGAGUUGCGGCAGUUCAACGCCCUGCGACGCUGCCGUUCACCGAACCUCAGCCGCGGCGUCCACGGGCAGAGCUCGUCCCCUCAGCCACCGUCGAAAAAGGAGCACUGCUCCCCCAACUUCGCCCCAGCCUCAACUUCAGCUCAGGCAGAGUCGGGGGCCGACCAAAAGCCUUCAAAGCUGCUUAUCCCAACUGUCACCUGCUUUGGACCCCCAGAUCUAAGUCCCAGGGUUGUAGACGGCAUCGAAGACAACGGACACGCGUUCCACUUCAACGUGGAGCACAGCGGGCCUAAAGCCAGCACAGGAGGCAGCACCCAAGACUCCACACAGGCUAAUGCCACUCUGCUGCUGGAGACAGAGGAGGUCAGACACAGCAUCAGUCAACUCAACCAUAAGAUGGGCACAUUAAACCAGGAAGUAUCUGAGCUCACCAAGGGCCUGCACCAAAUGCUGCAUCUCCUCCAGGCCCACAUAUCUGUGCAUCACUACACUGGCACGCCCUGCAAUCUAGCUUCAACCUACCACCUCCAUAAUGACCCUGGGAGCCACCAAAGUGUCCCACUCGCUGGCCACAGGAGCUACAGUGGAGCUGCUGAAAUCCAAAUAGAGAGCAACCACCGGCCUCAAUCCUCUAGUCCGCCUGCCAACUCUUGUCCGCCCCUCUUUGUGAAUUCUGCACCCAUAGACCCGUGUUGCGGCUCUGAGAGCCUGAAUACACGUGUGCGGACCAGCCCGUCUCUUCUUAGCGUCAGCACAGGCUUCCAGGGUGGAAGUCCAUGCCUCGUGCCUCAUGCUCAUGAAUACUCUGACAACAGACCCCUCAGUGCGAGCCCAACCACCAUCAGCCAGUCCCAGCCCACUUUGAGCCUGCAGCCUCCCAGAGAUAGUGACGAAUACUCUUGCCUUUUGUCCGCCGCCCCUACAGGUACGUCCACACACAGCCUGCUGGACUCUUCACCCAGUUCUUACCCUCAUCUCUGCCGGCCCUACGAGUCCCAUCUCAACUUAUCACAAGCCUCACAUAAGGACAUUUGUGUUCUGAUGUCCGCCCCAACAUCCCAUAAUCUGAUCCUGGACAACUCCAUCUUCCACCUGGAGGACUCUCAUCCCUCAAUUCAUACUGCGUCUGCCUCUCCACCCACGUUGUCACUCCACCCUCUCGGAUCCUCCCUGGAUUCAGGAUCACCGCAAUCGGAUGCUCCCGAGCCCCAUCUUCCACUGGGUGACCCAUCUUCCAUAGAACACACCAGUCUGGAGUGCCUACUGGGGAACAGGGGCUCUAUGGAGAGCAGGGACAGUGAAAGCGCAUCAUCACGAAGGUCCAGCAUCGGCGUCCAGACUCAGAGUACAGAGCAGUCGUGGUGUCUGGACCUCACAGAUUAAACUGUUUCAGGGGCAGACUCACUAACCUCACUGCUACUGGGGGAAAGAAAGUUAUUGACUUGCAACUUCUUACAGUGUUUAAAGAGACUCCGCUGGAGAUUAUCAAUGUGUGCUGCAUCUCUCCACUCUUAAUUCCUGGGCUCUCAUAUUCGUCAAACUCCAAUUUACACCAUUUCUAUGCAAAAGCAUGUAAUUUGUGCAUUAUCUUGGAUUUACUGACGUGUCUUUAAAAAAAUAAAAUAAAAAGUUCCAGUAUAUAUUGUAUAUUUUUUCCAACAUCCUUAGAGCAAUUGAUAAUACCUGUUACCUCCUUGCAUGGUAAAGUUGUUUAUUCUUUUUCCUAAGGAAAAGGUUUCCAAAUCAAUGUGUAAGCAUUCUACAUGACAACCUGUUGAUUGUGUACACAGAUACUGUAUUUGUAAGGCAGACAGGUCCGAGUGGAUGGAUGUUUUUAAUAUGCGGAGGAACAAAAAUGACACAUUUAGGGAAUAGUAGUUUGUGCAUCACACAGCGUAGAUUGUUUAUUGUUUUAAAUGGAAUGUUUUUCUCAGUCCAGCAUUUUAUAUUUAUGAGUUCUUGGAUUAUGAGUAACUAAUAUUCAAUCUCCACUAAACAGUACACGGUACAUAAUUUCUGAUUUCAGUUAUAAUUCCAUUGAACAUCUUCGGUUGUAUGCUCUCCCUUCAUGAGAUUUGAAUACAUUUCCUCACAGAGGCAUUUCAUAUAGCCCUGUGAAAUAGGUUUAAUUGCUCUCUCCACACAAAAGAAAAGUUGAACAUGUAUUUUUUAAAGAUCUGCAAAUGAAUUAAACAUAAAUAAAUACAUAUUUAGACUAAAAGAAGGCUCCAUGAAAUAUGUUGUGCUGUCAUUAAUUUACAACAAUGAAUGCCUACUGGGGGAAACAAAACAUUAACUCAUGAUACUCAUACAAUAUUUAGAGUAUUCAGGAACCUUUUGAAUGAUUUCUUCUUGACUGACUAAAUAAAGUAUGCAGAAAUGUAUUAAAGCUUCCUUUACU